CUGGUUUUUACAAUAAAAAUCAUACAUUCUAGAGGCCAAGAUCUUUUUUUCCCACUCUCCUAUUUUGACCAUACUUCCAAUAGAGGUCAAUUUAUACGUCCCACCUCCAAUUACCCGGCAUCGGCAAACGCAGACUCGCAGCUCACGCCCGACGUGGAGCCCGUCUCGAGCAUCCUCUCCUUCCGGCCCUCCUGUCAGGGCCUGACAAUUCAUACUUGGCUGUGCCUAGAUGCCCAAGGCUAUCAGGAUGGUACAGAUGCCACUAUGGCAUCCUCUAUACUCCGGUCGUUUGGGCAGCCAACCGGAUUGGCCGGUCGAGGUGUCCAUGCUCUGAUGAAUCCCAUUUCGCUGUCAGGUUUGUCUGCUUCGACUGCAAGCUUGGCCACGAGGAGACAAGACGGCUCAGAAUUUAGCACCGGCCUUAUCGACGCUGGCAGUACGGGCGAUCGCGACUUGAGUCCAUCCAAUAAAGCCAUCCUAACUACAGGAUCGUCCAAUGGUGACCGGCGACGGAUGUGCCUGCUCAGGAUGCUCUCAGCAGCCGGAAAUGGGAUAGAGCUGAAUCCGAUCUCAUUAGCUGCCGUGUAA
Protopolystoma xenopodis is the source of this 588-nucleotide messenger RNA. NCBI's taxonomy places the organism in Eukaryota, Metazoa, Platyhelminthes, Monogenea, Polystomatidea, Polystomatidae. The record is from the annotation of a GenBank genome assembly.